Molecule: messenger RNA, 2103 nt
Organism: Aspergillus ruber CBS 135680
Lineage: Eukaryota; Fungi; Ascomycota; Eurotiomycetes; Eurotiales; Aspergillaceae
Product: calcium-binding mitochondrial carrier protein
Exons: 8
Coding region: 222-1979 (585 amino acids)
Biological process (GO): transmembrane transport
Molecular function (GO): ATP transmembrane transporter activity; calcium ion binding
Source: RefSeq, a predicted model, not a curated record
CUCAGGGAAACUUCCGGGGUGCAGUUGGGAUAAGCAGAUCCUCCCUUCUUGUCGACUUCAGUGAUUCGGAUUCGAUGCACAGUUCAUUAUCACACCGCUCCCGGAUCUCCCCUGCUGCGACAGGGACUUCCUCUCCGAUCGUGAAACCGUGAUCCUUCCUCCCGAGAAAAAUAAUGACGGGCGUGUGAUAAGCAAACAUCGGAAAAGCUUCAUUAUCGAAUAUGGCACCCAACGAAUCGAAAAAUGACCGUGAUCAGAGAGUUGAUAAGCUGUGGGAGACCUUGGGCGCCCAGAAAGAAGGGCUUAUUGAUCUCAAUGGACUGAAAAGGGGGCUGAAGAAGAUCGAUCACCCACUAAAAAAUGCGGAUGAUAUGUUACGGAGUAUUCUAGUGGCCGUCGAUACCAACGGGGAUGGACACAUUGACUUCUCUGAAUUCCGUGCCUUUGUCGACCAUACGGAGAGCGGACUAUGGAAACUUUUCCAGAGCAUCGAUCGCAAUAACAACGGCAAAAUCGAUGAAGCCGAUCUCAAGGCUGCAUUUUCCAAGUCCGGGGUGACCGUCUCGAGCGCCAAAUUGAACGAGUUCUUCUGGGAUGUGGAUAAGAACAAAGAUGGUGUUAUAACCUAUGAGGAAUGGAGGGAUUUCUUGCUCUUUAUGCCCUCUCACUCAUCUCCCGACCUACGCGCCAUCCUCUCAUACUAUACGGCUACGGGAAAUCUAAACCCGGAAGGAGAUGUCAACAUCAAUGAUCUGCAGGGUUUAGGUACAGACCACUUGUUUCCUAGACGUUAUUUUUUGGCCAUCAAGAACCUUUUGUACAAUAUCUUUCCUCUGCACGCUUUGGCAGCCCUCAUCCCAAUAGCCCACGCGGAAUCCAGCGAGAUCUCAAAGUCAACGGUCGCAUUGAAAGAUGUCUCUGUUCCUCUAGACAAUGAGUUCGAGCUGGAAUGGCUACCCAUACCCAGGAGUGUCGCCAUGUGGAUGUCCUUUCGAUAUUAUGAACGGAAGUUGACCGAAAACACUCCUCAAUUAGGUUACUUCGUUGCGGGCGGAAUCGCAGGCGUUGUGUCGAGAACAGCCACCGCGCCUUUGGACCGACUCAAAGUCUAUCUCAUUGCCCAGACGGGCGUGAAAUCAACGGCCGUGCGUGCGGCGAAAGAAGGUGCUCCACUGCAAGCGGCGGGCAGUGCAUCAAAGACGCUCGUUGAUGCGAUGAAGGAGCUGUGGCGUGCAGGUGGAAUCCGGAGUUUGUUCGCAGGAAACGGGUUGAACGUGGCCAAGGUCAUGCCCGAAUCGGCUAUCAAGUUUGGGGCCUAUGAGUCUGCAAAACGCGCAUUUGCUCGACUUGAAGGUCACAAUGACCCUAAGAAGCUCAUGCCGGUGUCGCAAUUCUUGUCAGGAGGGUGUGGUGGGAUGGUCGCUCAAUGCUUCGUCUACCCUCUUGACACAUUAAAGUUUCGGAUGCAAUGCGAAACGGUCGAAGGUGGUCCGAAAGGAAACCGCUUAAUAGCAGUGACGGCAAGAAAAGUGAUUAGUAAAAACGGCAUACUCGGAUUCUUCCGUGGACUGCCUCUCGGCCUUGUGGGCAUGUUUCCCUACGCCGCGAUCGACUUAACCACAUUCGAAUACCUAAAACGGGGCCUAGUCGCCCGAAAAGCCCGUCUUAAUCACUGCCACGAGGACGAUGUUCCUCUGAACAACUUCAUGACAGGAGCCAUUGGCGCAUUCAGUGGAGCAUUCGGUGCAUCCGUCGUCUAUCCACUUAAUGUUCUCCGUACGAGACUACAAGCCCAGGGAACAAUCCUGCAUCCUGUUACCUAUGACAGCAUUGGCGAUGUCGCUCGUAAAACGAUCCAAACAGAAGGUCUACGAGGACUCUACAAGGGAAUUACACCCAACCUUCUGAAGGUUGUACCGGCAGUUUCGAUCAGCUACGUUGUAUACGAGAACUCGAAGAGAUUCCUCGGCUUGAAGUGAUAACCAGCGCUCAAGCUUCAGUUUCUUGAAAGGAACUGGUCAGUCAUUGUGUCACUGAUACAGAAUUCUGCCUCUACAUUAUUCUUGCACAGAACCGGAGUUUUUUUUUUUUUUUUUUUUUUUU